ACGCACAUCUGGAGCGCUAAACUCCGCCCCUCACGCUUUCCCAGUCCCCGGGAGAUGACGCAAGCCCGGUAGAGGCGGCUACGAGGCCGCCGAGGGGCGGGGCGGGACAGCGCGGCGCGGCCUUCUCCGAAGCGGCGGUUUACUGGCGGAGUCAUAGAUGCCAAGAAGUAUGGCGCCCCUCAAGAAGCCUCGAAAUACCACAAAGUUGCCCCUGGCUUUAAACCCCUUGAAGAGCAAGAACGUGUUGGCAGUGCUGGCUGAGAGGAACCAGGCUAUAGUACCCGUCGGGGCCUGGGUGGAGCCUGCCCCGCCAGAUAGUUCAGAAGUCCCGGCAGCUACUUCAGCAUAUAUAAUUGAAGAAGAACUGAAGGAGCAGCUAAGAAAGAAGCAAGAAGCUCUGAAGCGUUUUCAGAGACAAGUCAGAAGCCGAGUAAAUCAGCAAAUUAGGCUGAGAAAAAAGCAACAACUUCAGCUGUCUUAUGAAGCUGCAGAGAAAGAAGGCUCUAUAGCCAUGUACUCUUCAGAUCCAGCACACUUAACUCCUAAAAGAACCAGCGUUUUUCCAAGCAAUUUGAAUGCUGCUAUUGGAAGGGCCAGAUUGCCUCCUCCCCAGAUGCUUGAGGGUGGAAUAGAAGACCGAGAGAAUCAGAGUGAACUGUUCCAACAACAAGCCCAGGCUCUUAGUCAAAGCAUGAAACAAGCACGUCACCGGCUGGCAUCAUUUAAAACUGUGAAUCAGAAAGAUGCACCGGAGUUUCCAGAUGAUAGAAAGAAAAGCUUUCCCACCCAGGAGAAAGCAGUUUGUAGGAAGCCAUCAUUUACCAGAAUAAAUAUAGGCGUAAGAGGAGAACUGCCCUUGGAGGUCCAUCAAGGUCUUUUAACUCCUGCAGAUUACCAGAAAUUUAUGGAUGAUCAGGAACCUGAGGAAUCUUCAUCUGUUACGAUAGAUAAGAAAGGGAAAAAGCAUUUGUCUUGGGGGGACCAGGAGGCUCUCUUUCCUGAAGACAAAUAUAUACCUUUCACCAGAGUUCAGAAAGUACAGUUCAAAACCCCACUAUUUGAUGUGAUAGAAGAGGAAGAAGUAAAGCAGUUACAUCAGGACGUUUUGCCAGAAGCCCAGGAUUAUCUUCCAGAAGCUCAGGGGGAUUUGACAAGUGUCCUCGAUGUUGAGUGGGAAGCCCAGCGCUGUGAGCUGAGACGCAGUACCCAGCAUAUUGACCUGGAAGGCCACACUGUUGAGCCCAAAGCCCAGGCCAUUAAGACAAAAACUAAGAGUGGUAUGCUGAAAGACCAGACUGUUGGACUAGAAGAUGGGGAUAUUGCCUUGGAAGUGCAAGAUUUUCCACUCCAAAAUCAGACUUUUCUACCCACAGAUCAGCACAUUCUCCCCAAAGACCAGAAUAUUCAACCCAAAUGUCAGGACCAGGAUUUUCUACCCAGCAAUCAGAAGGUAUGCUUCAAGGAGACAUAUUGUGAUAUGAAUGAGAAAGGGAGAAAAGACUUUUCUCUGGCAAGUUAUCAAUAUCUGCCUUCUAAACUUCAGUACCAGGCCUCUAUCAGAGAUCAGAGCAAGUGUAUUAUGCAACCCUCGUGUUUCAAGAAAUCAGAGCUUGGAAGAGGAAUUGCUUCUGGAGUGUGGUUGCACAGGAACUAUGGGCAGGCCUCACAUAAUGUGACAGAUGAGAGAUGGAGAGAGGAGCUAUUUCUGGAGCACUGUGAAUGUGUCAUUCAUGAAAUUCAGGAUCCAGUUUCUGCCAGAGAGAAGAGCUUAUGCUCCAUACAGCAACCAUGUGUUGGAACAGCUGAAAGAUGGCAGGAAGAGUUGCUUCUGGAUGGGCAUCACCAUCUUGCGCCCAAGCAGCAGAGAGAGGCUUCCAGCAGAAAACAGGUUGGUGAUGAGUAUCAAUCAAGAUUGAACACUGAAUUUCAAACUCCCCUGGCACUUCAGUCUGGAGUAAGUCAAGAGGAAGACAAGAAAGAGCGUCAAAAGCAGUAUCUGAGGUAUAGACGACUUUUCAUGGAUAUUGAAAGAGAACAAGUGAAAGAACAACAAAGGCAAAAAGAACAUAAGAAGAAAAUUGAAAAAAUUAAGAAAAAGAAAGAGCAGCAACGUUAUGCUGAAGAACAGAGGAUAUUAAGAAUGAAAUCCCAUGAAGAGCCAUGUUCAGGGGAGAAGAUGAGUGAGAUAUUAGCCCAACUACAACUUGAGGAAAUAAAAGGAGCCAGAGAAAAACAACAGCAGAAAGAAAAAGAAUACCAAAGAUAUGUAGAAGCUUUAAGAGCCCAGAUCCAGGAGAAAAUGCAACUAUAUAAUAUUACUUUACCUCCACUCUGCUGCUGUGGUCCUGAUUUUUGGGAUGCUCAUCCAGAUACCUGUGCCAACAAUUGUAUUUUCUAUAAAAACCACAAAGCGUAUACCCGGGCACUCCAUUCAGUCAUCAACUCCUGUGACAUCCCUGAGGGGAACUCAGAUCUUCGAGUUGCCAUUCAUAAUUUUGCUUCUGCACAUAGACGGACUUUGAAAAACCUGUAAUAAGAAUCUGAAAUCAACCAUUAGUAUUUCAACCUACUUAAAAUCUACCCCAAGAGAUUAUUUUAGGAAAAACUGUCAAAGUGUAUAAGAUGUGUAACUUGGAAAGAAAGACUGUCCCACACAAUUGGUAUCUUUUUAAUUAAAUCAUGACCAUUAUUUCACUCUGUGCUUGGGACCAAGAUGGAAAACUGGCUUCUAGACUUGUGUCAUUACCGUAAACCAUCUGGUACGUAUUGUUUUAAAAAUGAUCACUCAGGCUGGUGAGUUUUCUCUCACUUUGCUCUGCUCUGCUCAGAAGAUAUUAUUAGAAAUCUUUGAGAUUAUCUGAUUUAUUAUCUUUAUAUAACUGUACCACUUGAAUCUUGACAAAAUUGAAAAUGUUUGGAUGAAGAAGAGAAGAUGCAGAAAUGAAUUUCUGAACACCAGUGGCCAUCUAUAUUGCUGUUAUCUUUUCUAGUUGUGUACAGCAGUUAGAGAUGAGAACAAUCUGAAUUUGAUGUACGUUUUUUCCUCAAAAUUUUUUCUCUCGUGUUUUUAAGUUUAUUACCUCUUUCCCCAUUCAGUGACGAUGAACAGAGGACUUUUUAAUUUUAUAAUUUUUAUAGCAAAAAAGGCAAAUAAACCCUCUGCCUUUUGAGCAUCUUUUAUGUGAAAUAAUUGUGAGUGACAUUUCAAAAAGUGAAUCUGAAGUCAAAGAGAGUAAAGUCCUAUGUUUUCCUAUCUAUAAAAAAUCUGGUGAAUGCCAUACCUACAGAGCAGGUGAAAUAAAAAUUGCUAUAGUUAGUA
This is a messenger RNA of Bubalus bubalis (water buffalo), 3319 nucleotides long. RefSeq names its product coiled-coil domain containing 15 (gene CCDC15). NCBI's taxonomy places the organism in Eukaryota, Metazoa, Chordata, Mammalia, Artiodactyla, Bovidae. Gene Ontology annotation, cellular component: centrosome. Bases 158 to 2533 code for a protein of 791 amino acids. The record is from RefSeq and is a predicted model, not a curated record. The transcript has 17 exons.